Aedes aegypti (yellow fever mosquito) is the source of this 2546-nucleotide messenger RNA. RefSeq names its product 1-acyl-sn-glycerol-3-phosphate acyltransferase alpha (gene Agpat2). The coding region runs from base 840 to 1661 and encodes 273 amino acids. Gene Ontology annotation, biological process: phosphatidic acid biosynthetic process. Gene Ontology annotation, cellular component: membrane; endoplasmic reticulum. NCBI's taxonomy places the organism in Eukaryota, Metazoa, Arthropoda, Insecta, Diptera, Culicidae. The record is from RefSeq and is a predicted model, not a curated record. The transcript is spliced from 8 exons. Gene Ontology annotation, molecular function: 1-acylglycerol-3-phosphate O-acyltransferase activity.
GCUCGAGGUUCAUUCAGUGCCGCGACACAAAACCAAAGCAAUCGUCUCCGCUCAGUGGCAGUAGCCGGGAAGAAUAUGUCACGGAAAGAGCUCUACUUCCAGUGCGGUGUCGAUUGAUUGUGCGAUAAUCUAGAACUUUGCAUUUCCUUUGAAUCAUAGAAAUCGCGUUGCUGAGUUUUAUACAUCUAAACGAAGCGUAAAUUUCACAUAAAAGUGUUUUAAAACUCUUCCGGUUUCGAUUGUGCCGUGUUGGUUACCGUCGAGUUCCUUAAGCCGUGUAUCCUUUCAGUGGGUGGCAUCUGGAGUUGGCUUUGGAUAGUGUGUGUGCAUGUGAGAAAAAAAGGUUCAAAGAAGAGAGUGCGAACUUUGGAGCGAAAGCUUCGCUCCAUUUUCACUACCAACCACGAUUUUUCUUACAGCCGGCAUGUGGAGAAGAGCAUAACGACACGUGCAUCGUCCGAUUGUGCAAAAGCGGGGGGCGCGCUCUCUCCACGCCAGCAGCAGUCAGUAGCGGCCUUUUAAAGUAUUGUUGUUGAUCAAUUGUGCAAUCAGUUGAGAAUAGUGUGAUACGAAGUGGUCAUACGAUUAUUGCAGCAGCCCCAGUGUUCAAAAAUAGCUCGCCGGUACUCGUUGGAGGAAGCGUCACUGCAGACUUAGAGCGAGUCGUUCAAUUGAAUUAAAUGUGUGGUCCAAUUUAGGACUAAUUUAGUCGCGUCGCGUCUGCAAAACUACGAACGAAACAAUAUCAAGGGGGAAAACGAAUGCGUAAAAACUAAGUCGUAAUCGUGGGAGGACGCGUAAACGUAAGGAUUGCCGUGAGAUGAGAUGAAAGCUUUUGUAUGACCACCACCAACAGCGAACUGCUGGGCCUUGCCUUCAUGGCAUUCUUCAUCAUCACCUUGUCCUCCACCGCCCGGUACUAUUUCAAAUUCUUCUGCUUCAUCAUCCUGUCGGUGGUAUGUGCCGUGGGUCCAGUUCCGCUCAUGCUUUUACGGCCACGAGACUACCGGAAUGCCUUAUUGCCCGCCUAUCUCUGUACCAAGUUUGGGAAAAUGCUUGGCGCCUCGUUCGAAGUUCGUGGCCGGGAAAACGUUAACCGGCAGCACGGAGGGGUUGUCCUAAUGAAUCACCAGAGUGCAUUGGACUUGGUUGUGCUGGCCUAUUUGUGGCCCAUCGUAGGACGAGCAACGGUGGUGGCGAAGCGGGAGGUCCUGUAUAUGUUCCCAUUUGGAUUGGCCUGUUGGCUGUGGGGAACUUUGUUCAUCGAUCGGAAAAAUCAACGCUCAGCAAAGUCGGCAAUCAAUAACGAAUCGAAGGCAAUCAAUGAAAAACAGGCAAAAAUCUUAUUCUUCCCUGAAGGAACUCGGGGCGAUGGUGAUAGUCUACUGCCAUUCAAGAAAGGUUCCUUCCACGUGGCAAUCGAAGCCCAAGGCUACAUUCAACCAGUGGUGAUUUCCAAGUAUCACUUCCUAAAUUCUAAAGCAAAACUUUUCAAUCGAGGUCAGAACAUCAUUAAAAUUUUGCCGGAAGUCUCCUGCGUCGGAUUGACGAAAGACGAUAUGCCCCAACUGAUGGACCGAGUUCAGAGAAUGAUGCAAUCCGAGUACGAAGCUCUCAGUGAUGAAUCGCUGGCGAUUAAUAAUCUCAGCAAGAGCCUUUGAAUUCCACCGCCAAUGGUACAAACACAAAUUAAAAAAAAACGCACAAAAAGCUUGCUAAAAGGAAGCAAAUGACUUUUGAGCUCUUGUUUUGGGUUUGGGUGUGGUGGUGCAUUAAUUUCAAGUAAACGCUGCUACCGCGAAAAGUGAAAAGAACGAAGCACCUUUUUAACCGUAGAUUGAAGAAAUGAAGAGGCUUUCUAUCCUUUCCUCCCACCUAGUGCUUGAACCUUUGCACUUAGCAGCUACGAAACCACCCCUUUCCGACCCCAGAAGAGACUAGUUUUUAAGGAAAAUUAGCACAAAAGCAAGAAUGAUUGCUCAACGAAUUAAUCUUCCCCGCCUGUCCGCACAAAAGGACCAACCACGUUUCAUUAUCCCUCGAGAAGGAAUUUAUCUAUUAGGCUAGACGUAGUGGAAAGCUGCGAAUCACUUUGUACGCGGGUUUUCCUGCAGUCCAGUUUUGGCGCUUAAUUUCCUUUUUACUGUGAGUAGUUGCAGUUUAGGGUAAGCAGAAAUUGUCUAAAACAUCGUGUCUUAAACUUGCAAUGGCCGAACGGGUAGUACUACAACUCCAAUAGAAUGUGAAGUAUUUUGUUUUGUAUGGAUGGGUGAGAUAGUAUUGGGUGGAAUCCCGUCGGAUGUUCCUCUAAUAGGAGUACUAAAAUGUAGUGCAACAAUUUUGAAAUCGCUGCUUAACUGACUAUUUAACUAUUAAAGAUGUGAGAGUAUCUUGUGCGUGUAAAUAUGAGGCAAACAAAGUCGAUAAUAUUCCUUAACAAAGCUACAAUUAUUUAGAGUGAUGAGAUUUUAGCAAUAAACGAUUAUAAUAUAUACAUGUGAUACUCGUUUAAUAAAAAUUCCUAAUGUGAGUAUGAACUUAGUAAA